UCAACAACCCUCCCAGUUUCCCCCUCUACUCUUCACUCUUCAUAGUUGAUUCUGUUUUUCUGCCGAGUCCUUAAACGUGCGAACGUCCCUGCUACAUCAAGAUGGGUAGGGAGGACAAGGCCACCUGGAAGGCGAAUUAUUUCACCAAGCUCAUUACUCUUUUGGACGAUUAUCCAAAAUGCUUCAUCGUCGGCGCCGACAACGUGGGUUCCAAGCAGAUGCAGCAGAUUCGCAUGAGUCUGCGUGGACACGCUCACGUGCUCAUGGGCAAGAACACCAUGAUGCGUAAAGCCAUCCGUGGCCAUCUGGAGCACAACCCCAACCUUGAGAAGUUGCUGCCCUACAUCCGUGGCAACGUGGGCUUCGUCUUCACCCGCGGAGAUUUGGUCGAGGUGCGUGACAAGUUGUUGGAAAACAAAGUGCGCGCCCCUGCCCGUAACGGAGCCAUCGCUCCGUGUCCCGUCGUCAUUCCGGCCCAGAACACCGGUCUUGGUCCUGAGAAGACUUCUUUCUUCCAGGCUCUCUCCAUCCCCACCAAGAUUUCUAAGGGAACGAUUGAAAUCAUCAACGACGUGCACAUCCUUAAGGAAGGUGACAAGGUUGGCGCCUCCGAAGCCACCUUGCUCAACAUGUUGAACAUCUCUCCCUUCUCGUAUGGUCUGCUCGUCGAGAUGGUUUACGACUCGGGCACCAUCUUCGAGCCCAAGAUUCUUGACAUCAAGCCGGAGGACUUGCGUGUCAAGUUCAUGGAGGGUGUGCGCAACAUAGCUUCGGUCUGCUUGUCCAUCAGCUACCCGACCUUGGCUUCCGCUCCUCACAGCGUUGUCAACGGAUUCAAGAACCUGCUGGCCAUUGCCGCAGCUACAGAAAUUGAAUUCAAGGAGGCGACCACUGUUAAGGAGUUCCUCAAGGAUCCUUCCAAGUUCAUUGCCGCUGUCGCAACCAGCACUCCAGCGGCUACUGCCGCGGCUCCGGCUGCUGCGGCUAAGGAGGAGAAAAAGGAGGAAAGCGAGGCGUCCGAUGAUGACAUGGGCUUUGGUCUUUUUGACUAGUUCAGGAAGAUAGUGGUUUUGGCUGCUCCUCCAGAGCUGACUAAAAUAAAAAUCUCAAAAACUGA
Neocloeon triangulifer is the source of this 1117-nucleotide messenger RNA. RefSeq names its product large ribosomal subunit protein uL10 (gene RpLP0). The record is from RefSeq and is a predicted model, not a curated record. Gene Ontology annotation, biological process: ribosomal large subunit assembly; ribosome biogenesis; cytoplasmic translation. Gene Ontology annotation, cellular component: cytosolic large ribosomal subunit. Gene Ontology annotation, molecular function: structural constituent of ribosome; large ribosomal subunit rRNA binding. The transcript is spliced from 6 exons. NCBI's taxonomy places the organism in Eukaryota, Metazoa, Arthropoda, Insecta, Ephemeroptera, Baetidae. Bases 102 to 1052 code for a protein of 316 amino acids.